CCAACGGUAAUGUUUAUCGAGUGGAAUGAUUACAUUUUCUACGAUCGCUUAUCGCUUUGAAUGCGUUGCCUCUGUAGAGAUACUUUAUUUUAUUAUUUAUCAUCAGCGGAUACUUAAUACCGCUUGUUCAUGCAUUUUCAAUACAUCGAUUAAAGAUUGUUUUUCGGGAUGAAAAAGGAAGAAUUGUUCAUGCUGCAUCCUAAUUGCAGAAUGUGUAUCAUAUUUACUGUGCUUCAUUUAAAGCACCGGGAGCUGUUUACCCGGAAUGCAAUCUGUAUAAAAUAAUCUGCAUUUGUAAAUUAAUUAAUAUCUCCCGGAUGUUGGUUGGGAUGGUAUGCUUCACGGAAGAAACGAAGCGACAGUCACAGAAACUGCUUCCAAGCGAGCUGGAUGGAACGCACACGAGAUUCCCCUUUCCCACGAAUGGCGUUGCUUCCAGGCUGGUGAUGAGCUCUCUGGAGCGUACCCACGACUUCGAUCCAAUUAUUGAAAGUCCGAUUCCGACUCCGAAAAAAUGGGAAUCACUAGUUCCGACCGGAGUCGACUAGAGUCGUCCAGUGUCGCCAGGAGACAUGCGGAUCGCAGUCUUUCGGAGUCGUAGUCGUUCGGAUAGGAGUCUUUCGGAGUCGAUCGGAGUCAGAGUCAUCCCGAGUCGGUAGUAGUCGUCCGCAGUUGUUCGGAGUCGCGUUCUGAAUCGUUCGGAGUCGUCCGGAGUCGCUGAGAGUCGUCCAGAGUCAUCCGAAGUCAUAGUCGUCCGGAUCGCAGUUUUUCGGAGUCGUAGUCAUCCGGAGUCGUCCGGAGUUGUCCGGAGUCGUUCAGAGUUGUCCAGUGCAAUGUGCUUGUGAUGUUUUUUGUCUUUCACUUUGUGCACUUCGUUUACAGGCUCACUCCAGGCGAUUCCUGACGACUUCGAGCGACUCUUGAUAAUGCUGAACGGACCUACCUUCCAGGAGUAGGUUCCGACAUUUUAGAAGUCGGAUCGGAGAUGUCUCCGGAUUUUUGCCAACUUUACCCAUCACUGCUCCGGACUGUUUGAUUGGGAAAGCUUCAGAAGGCAACGAAAUUUCCACUUCACACACAUGCCUUUGCUAAUAAAUCCUUCCCUAGCACACAGACGCGGGCACAGUUUUCCCUCCGCGGAAUCUGUAAUUGAAUUCGGAAGAUGGAAGUGAAAGCUCACCAAACAAGCGCAGCGAUCCAAAAGGAGAGACUUACUAGUGGUGGUGGGACAUGGUUUGCACUAAAACCCUGCUGAGAGUGUAAACAACUUGUAGAUGCAUCCCCGUGGCACCACCAGCAAGAAGGAUGCUUCUCCUGGAAGAUGGAAAAUCGAUAACCAACUGAGCUGAGAUUGCAUGUGUCUUGCUCCGUUUUUGGUUGGAAGGCGCGGACUAGUGUGAGUGGGUGUGUAAGACACGGAAUGUUUUGAAGUCGAAGAGAUAGAUAGCACAACAACAACAUCACGUCUUCCCCCCACGUCACCACCCUGCUGGACUUCAAAACACUCAGUGCGGCGGGGAGGUGAGUACGUUAAGUGCAACACGUGUGUGUGCAUAUGUGCAACUCCCCCAAAUAAACAAAACGGUGUUUUGUUCGUGCUUCUAGCGCAUCUCAAACCCACAUAGACAGACUACCACACGCAAACAAACAGCCCAACAGAGGAUACACGGUGCGUUUGCUACAGGGGAGGCACAUAUGUUUUUAAAUGUAUCGGAUUGUUUUUUUUUUUUGGAAAAUGAUUUUUAGAAAUAGCUCAUCUUUACUCUCUAUCCCAAACGAAUGCAAGUGUGUAUGAUUGGAUUGCAAAUGAGCAAAAUAGGUUCCGAAGGCUGUUACGAAAAUAUGUCCAAUUGGAUUUGUACGGGUGCGUAAGCUCACUUCUACACGCUCACAACCCAGUGAGCUGCAAACAUAAAACUUUAACUUUGUAGAUUAGGCUUACAAAGCGUCGCCAGUACAGUACUUCUGUCGUUUGUUAAAAAUACAUUACACAAGCAGUAGACAUGUGCGGUACAUGGGAUGGCUGGCUGGAGGGUGCAGUACAAUAGAACGCGAAAAACAGGUCGCAAGUAGCUAUAAAUAGUACACAGUUUGUUAGAGCUUCACCGGUUAGCAAGAAGGGACCCAAACCACUCUCGCUGUGCCUUGAUUGUGCUUGUUACGGCAGUUUUUAAAGACGUAUGGCAUUUAAGCUAGCUACAGCUACUUACUAACGAAAUAUGGCAGCUGCUGGUACGGGCCAGCAGUAGAACACGUGCGCGACCCCAGGUACGGUAAAGGACUCCCGAAGUGCUCAAAAUCCGACCGUGUGCAAGCAACCCGAAAGGCCCGAGAAAAUGUGUAAAAUACGGCGAUCGUUUUUCUUCUUCGAGAUCAGCCUCCCGGAGCUGGUCACCCGGUCACUCUCCAACCUCGAGCUGCCCAGCUGCCGCCUGCCCUGUCCCAACCUUAUACCACGCCCGGCCGAGGUACCGACCACACCGGAGCACAAAUCGGCCGCCAGCUCCAGCUGCUCGCUGUCCACGCUCGAAACGCAAACGGCGACCGCCGGGGCAUCGGUCCAGUCGUUGCCCAUCGCGAUCGCCACCGGCGCAACCAGCAGCACCGUCUCGCUGACGUACGAAGAUGAGCUGUCCCCCGGUGGCUCGGCACGCAGAAAAACCAAACCAAACUCUCCGCUCGGGUCCCUGCUGGCUGCGGUCACCUCGCCCGUGCUGAGCCGCAUCUCGAGCGCCAGCUCGCCGAACCUGUCCAGCAACGGUUCCACCUUAUCGUCCCCGUCCGGCAGCCGGAUGGAGUAUCUACUGCCCCACCAGCAGCAUCCGCCCGGUGCAGGGGUGCAGGGUGCGGGACCCAUUCCCUCCCAGCAGAAGCACCAGCAGCAGCAGCAGCAGCAGCAAUCGGUACUGCUGCCCAAGCACUGUACCGCACGGCAACAUUCGCCCAAGAUUGUGAAGAAAACGCGCCACCUAUCCACCAGCUCGGCCGACGAGCCGGACGCGUGCGACAGGAAGGCGGCUGGUGGUGGUGGCGGCGCCGACAAACUGUCCUCGAGCCGUCACGUGGAGGCGGAAAGAAAUGCGCGCAAUGCACAGCAUUUGCUGCUGCGUGCGAACCGGCUCACCGUGAGCGAUAAUCAUAAUUUAAGCAACAGCGGAAGUGGCAACACGGCCGGUACCAUCAUCACACCCGCCACGACCAACUCGGUCGAUGUGCUGGCGGUUCACAAUGCGAAAAGCGUUUCCCCGCUACCAUCGUAUACGCAGCAGCAGCAGCAGCAGCAGCAGCAGUCGGCAGCAGCACCACCGUCCUACUGGAAGCAGAAGAAGCUCCCGACCAAGAAGCAGCACAAGCAGCUGCAGGCGCAACUAGACAAGCUGACCCAAAUUAACAUCCAUCUGCAUGCACUCUUCUCCGCCGUCGAACAUGGCCACCUGGAAAAGGCACGCACCAUCCUGGAAAGCACGGACGUGGACGUGAACAGUCUCAACAGCGACGGACUCACGCCGCUGGACGUGGCCGUGCUCAGCAACAAUCGUUCGAUGACGAAAAUGUUGCUGCAGCAGGGUGCCAUCGAAAAUGCACACUCGGUGCACGCGGCCAACAGCAACAUGGGACUGCAUCUGAACAAUCUGCUCUGCGAUGCCGAAGCGACCGUGCACGAGCUCGGGAACUUUGACGGCAGCCAGGCGGGCGGACUGGCCGGCAGCGAGCGGACCGGCACCGGGACCAAUGCAGGCAAAACCACCUUCUCCAACAUCAUCGGUAGCAGCGGCCCCUCGGUGACGAGCUGCACCGGAAGCGAAAUCGACAAGCAGGUGGGGCUGUGGGAGCGCCGCGUCAAGGGUCUGCGGCGGAUGAUACUCGGCUGGGAGCAAACGAAACCGCCCGAUGUGCCGAACCGGAUCGACAUCGACGUGACCGGGUGCAGUGCGGUCAGCUUGCGGUUGUACGAACCGCUCGAAGGUGCCAUAACUACCAAAUUCAAAGUGCAAUGGUCAUCCCGGUCGGACUUUAGCAACGUGGUGGGCGAGCGCGAAAUCAGCGAAUGGUGCAGCUUCCACGGGUGCAUGGGUGCGGUCUGCAAUCUGAACGAGCUGAUCCAGGGCCGGCGCUACUUCUUCCGCGCCUGUGCCGGCAACGUCAAGGGCUGGGGACCGUACAAACUAUCCGUCCCGAACUGUGUCGUACCGUCGAGCUGGCGUGACGUCGAGAGCCGAGACAAUCGAUUCGCGGGCAAGCAGCGCAAUCUGGACGAGCUGUUCAACGCGGUCCGGUUGGCCCGGCCCGAGGAUGCGUCCGAGAUUGCGCUGGACGGUGGGCAGCAGCAGAAGCGGGCGACCAAGAAGAAAACCACCAUCAAGCAGCUGUUUUCGGCAGCGUCCAAGUUUCAGAAGAAUCUCAAACGGGGCAUCUAUUUGGCUUGCGUCCUGUACCACGAGGAUAAGCUAUUGCUCACCAACGAAGACUUCGUGCCGGUAAUUGAGAUUGAUGAAACCUUCACCAGCAAUUUGCACACCGAUUUCUACUGGCUGAUGAAGGUGGCCUGCACGUGGGACGACGUGAAGCUGCUGCGAAUGGACAUGGAACGGAACGCGUCGUCGGCGAUCCACUUCCGCACGAAGCUGCUGUCGGCCGCCUGUCAGAUGCAAUCGGCUCUCUCCAUUACCGAUCUGGGGCAACUGUUCUAUCGCCCGCUACGAGACGUCCACGGCACGGUGGUACUGUCCUGUGUAAACUGUAUUAAGAGCCCUAAAGCGGUAUCGGUGCUCAACUCCCGAUGGAUACCGCUGAACAAAAUCCACAAAAAGCUCGCCCUCUCGACGGAGGAGAGCAGCAUCAACGAAAUUCUAAUGAACUCCAUCCAGGAACAGAUCAACUACCACCAGGUGUCGAACAUCAGGCUGUCGAGGGGCCUGUACGUCGGCUACCUCAAGAUGCAAAGCUCGGUGGACGUCAUCCAGGUGGUGGUCCCGGUGAAGGCACCGAACGUUCUUCCGCACUGUAAAAUACGCGACAAUCCGCACGUGUCGGCCGAGGAAUGGGAACUGAUCAAGCAGCACAAACCCUCCACCAUACUGGAGUUCCGGCCGAAGCAUCAGGGCCCGAGCGAGGUGCAGCUUCACUUUCUCGAGAUGCUCACGAAAGCCGUCCACAAUCUGUUCCAGUACAUGGACAUCCCGGUCGAUGUGGCGGUCGCCCAUCGGCUGUACGACGUCGAGGUGAUCGAGCUGAACGCGGACGUUAGCUUCCUGAUCAUUUGCCCGCCGGCGGAAAGUAGCUGCGCCGUGCCGGGGCAGAAGGAAAGCUUGCUGCAGCGCGGCGACCUCUUCUCGAUGCCGAUCCAGGCGUUCGAGAUGAUCCAUCUGAAGACGUACCAGGGCAGCAUCAUACAGAAGUACUCGCGGCUGUCCUGCAUCCUCGAGCUGGACACGAUGCUGGCGAACCAUCUGCACCGGGAGGCGUUCAGCAGCUCGGAGCUGCAGAAGGCGAAGGACCGGCUGGCGAAGCUGCAGGAGCUGUCGGGCGGCCUGAACACCAUCUGGAAGGGCGUGCGCUGGCUGAUGGAUGUGAUCGGGUAUGCGCGCGACCGGGCCAACAUGCCCGAGCUGAACAUGAAGCAAAUACUGGACUACAAGGCGGCAUACUUUGGCAAGCUGCCGAAGCAUCAGCACCAGCAGCAGGCCAGCGACGAUCAGAAGAAGAAGGGUGGCAGCGAAACGCAACUGCUCCAUCCGCCCGGCACCGCGCCGAACAGCUUCCACAAGAGCAGCCCGGGCAGGGGGUCGUGGCCGGGCCCGGCCGUCGAGAACACGCUCGGCCACAACGGACUGCUGGACGCGGAGCACUCCAAGUCCGAGCAACUGCUGAAGUACAACAGCGCCCGGUUUCUGAACGUUAGCCAGGCGGGCUCGCGCAAAAACAGUGCCGACUCGAACUCGGUCGCGACGCACAGCAGCUACUACUCGGUGACGGGCGUCGAGCCGGAGAAGGAGUUUGUCGUGAUGCCCCGGUUGCCCCCUUCCAGGUCGGAAGAUACGCUCAACAGCUCCCAUCUGCACCAUCAUCUGCACCACGGCCACCACCAUCAUCAUGGUGGCGAGGGAGGUAAAGCGAUCGGUCCGGGUGGUGCGAUGGGAGGAGCCGGUGCCGGAGGAGCAGGAGGAGCAGGUGGAGGAGCAGGUAAGAAACGGCCACCUACCAUCUACUCCAGCUACUCGGCCACCUCCAGCCCGCUGUUGAACGUUCGCUCGCCGUUUCUAGUGCCGAUGGGACCCGCCAACGCCGCCCCCAGCAGUCCGGCCGGCGUUCUCGUCGCAAAAGUUCCACCGGUCGCGGUAGAAGAUAUUGAAAACUCCAAACAGCAGCCACCCGUGCAGCAGACGGCGGCGACCAGUGCUGCAGCCGGAACGGGACAGCAGCCUUCACUAACGACGGGCGGGGCCGUGCCGUUCAAACUGCUGACGAAGAAAUCGCGCGAUCAAGCACUGAAAGCGAUCAACUUCAUCGAACGGGAGCAGCAGCAGGAGAUGGAAAUAUUUGAAGAGACGAAACCCAUCCUCACGACCACGUACCUUAAGCCCACGCUAGCAGCGCUGCAGAACGAAGCCAAAUCCUCCUACCAGCAGCAACCGGACAGCGGUACCGAACAAGCUCCCCGCGAGGCGACAGCCCAGCUUCCCCCGGUGCAACCACCGGAAACGCUCACUCCCGCCGGUUCCGUUGCAAUCACCGUCGAACCAUCGCUACCACCCGCUACCGCCACCGAUCUCGAGCCUGAAUCAGGCGCAUCGGAAGCACCACCCGGGACGGACGGAGCAGCGGCAGCGCCAACCGGUGGAGCUGCCGUAACGAACGCUACCAGCAUCCUGCAGGUGUAUGCGGCGUACGAAACGGGCCUACCGAGCGGGACGUCGCUAAAGCUGCGCGUAACGCCCAAAACGAGCGCCCGCGAAGUGAUCGAUCUCGUGGUGAAGCAGCUCAACAUGGCGGUGGUGCUGAAGGGCCGCGAAGGACCGAUCUACAGCUCGGAGCGGUUGGACAACUUCUGUCUGGUGGCCGUGAUUGGUGCCCGGGAGCGUUGCCUGCGGGACGAUUUUCGCCCGCUGCAGCUACAAAACCCGUGGCGCAAGGGCCGGCUGUACGUGCGGCAGAAGCACGAUCUGCUGGCCGCUAUCGAGCAUUCCAACCGGGAUACGGCGGACAUUUAAAGGGCGGAAGGGCAAACGGCGCCAUUGCUCUGAAGUGUGUGAUAGUGCGAUUGACUAAGUUUUCCGAAUUUACAAUUCGUAUAGUUGUUGUUUUGAAAUUUUGUUACAAAAUUACCUUCCCCUCCCCUUCCCCCUCGCGGUCAGUAGCUUUAGGAAGCGACCGCGUAUGUGUGUCGGACUUGUUUGUAAAUUUGUUUGCACAGUUCUGUACAUUUUGUAAAACCCUAAUUAAUGUAGCGAUAGGAAACGGGAGGGAGGGGAUAGAGGUGGAAGGCAUGCAAUGGAAAUGUAUUGCAAGAAGGGCAUGACGCCCCUUUAGGACUAUUUUUACCAACUUGACUAGCAGAGAAAGGGAGAAGAGAACACGUGUUUUAGAAAUUGGGGAAAAAAUCAAAAUAUUAAAAACGUAGUGUAGUACCGUUUCAUCAGCUAAUACAAACAGACUCAGAGGCAAAGGUGUUAAUUAGCAAACCACAUACCAAAAAAAAAAAACAAACAAACCGAUAACGGCAGUUCCCCUUCCCUCGGGCGGUGCGGAAACGCGAGCUACGCGCAAACGCAAACGUGUUUUAAAUGCGCCUCCAACGCUCUAGGACGCGCCUGACGCCGCAAUGUUGGAAUGGUUUUCCCGAUGAAAUAGAUGGAAAACUAAAACCUAAAAAAUCAAUUACUCUCAAUGGAAAAGAUGAUAGAUGUUUUUAUUUUAUCCUUUUUAUACGCGAGAGUAGUACUAGUAGUAGUGGUUGCGUGAAGGAAGGGUUAGGGAAAAGCCGUGCGCAGCCAGUGCGCCAGUGGUAUGAGGGGGUGGUGCGAAUAGUAAUUAGGAGUAAAAUAUUAGAAAGGAGAGUAAUUAGCGGGUAAUACAAGUGUGUGUGUGUGAGAAUGUUUGUACACAUUGCGUAAACUAAUGCCAGUGAAUUGUGGGAGUAAUGUAGAGCUAUAUAUAUAGAUGAAAAUAGGGAGAACAAGGCAAAACAUCCUAUUUCCAUUCAAAACUGUUGGAGUGUGCAAUUGCGGUACGAACAGCUGUGUGGAGAGCAAGGAUUGUGGAGUUUUUUUUAAUAUUUAAAUAAUUAUCAUUAAUAUACCGAUCUCACAAUUCUGAAUCAACAUUUCACGCAAUAGACCAUUACAAUUAAGGGAUUUUUAUCAUCUACCAACAAGUAAAGUAAGAGACAUAACAUUCAUUUACUAUUAUCUCAUAGCCCCUUCACUCACACACCCACAAAUACCAAUAGGAUCGAGCUUAGUGUACUUUUUACCACCACCACCACCUCCAGCAGCGAAAGCUACAGGAACAAAGUAAUAUCAUACCGAUGGGCAACGGAAAGCAAAACCCCCGCCCGCCUAUAUGUACCUAUUUUUGUGGCCGAACGCCAGUGUUCCACACUCUACUAGAUAGACCAAUUGAGACAACGAUCUUUGCCAGAAUCGCAACAGCAUCGACCAGCAAUAGUAAGACAGCUUUGGAGACCCGUUUUUUGGCAAUCGCCUCCAGGCCCUCCUCCCGGCGGUCCGCUUGCGUAGGUAAACCAAUAGAAUUGAUCGAUUUUUUUAGUGAUAUUUAGAAGAAUUUUCAUUCAUGAAGUGCACCCAGGAUUGUUAAACAGGGAUGCGCAUGUGAGGAGGAUGGGGAAGCAUGGGGACAAUACGCUCAAGAGUAUCCGAUUUCAAAAGAAAACAUACACCAAUUACGCACUAGCGCAACACACGUACGGACAUCAUAUAUACGACAAAUUUGAUAUUAAUGUUGGUUGUUGAAAGUUUCAGGCACACGAGUGUGUGUGUGUGUGUUAUUUUGUUUUUUUUUUUUGCGUUGGCCACUUCUUCUCCAAGAAGAUAAAAAACGAAACCAAACCAACCGAGCUGAUGUUAGGAAUUCCAAUCGCUGGUUGAGCGAGCAUACUAGAAUGAUGAUGGUGAUAUCCUGGGCGCACGUGGUGCUUUGGAUACAAUUUCUCCAUAUAUAUGUGUGUGUUUGCAUGUGAGAGUGUUACAGGGUUUUCCAGGAGUUCUCAUAGCUGUGGGACUUUUAUUGACUCUUUCUUACGCGAAACGAACAAAAUGUAAUGGGAAUUGGGCUCUUGUGGGACAAAUCGAAUAGGAAUUUCAAAGGAGCCUGUGAAUCAUAUCAUAUGAAGUUCACUUCCCAUAGGAAAAAGUCAAGAAAGUGCCCCACAACUAAGAGAACCCUUGGCAAAUCCUGUUAGAUUGGAGAAACAAUGCAACAAUCGAUUAAUGAGACUAGCAGCAGCAGGGUAGUAGGAUUUUAGAAUGCAAGUACAUCAAUCCAUUUUGCUGAUAGCGGGGGAACAAACACACCAAAACACACGCUUAAUUAGGAGCCCGAAAAAGAAAACCCAAAAUAUCCAAAACCGAAUGAGACACGCGUGUGUGUGUUUGUAUAUUAGGGAGACGUAAUCAGCAUCUGAAAAACAGAAGGAAGGAUUAACGGAAAAUCAUUAACUAUUCAUAUGUGGUGUUAUUUAGUGUUGGCAUGGGGAGCGAAGACACAGAGCAACAAGCAGACACAUACUAGGCAAUUGAAAAUUGCGUUGAUAAAAAAGGGGCAUGAAGAUGGUGACACCGAAUGGUAACCAUGGUGAGCAAAAGCGUGAUGUGUGCCCGUGAACAUAGCUUCCCUUCCCGUCCCCCAUAAACCAUCCAUCGUGGUAAGAGGGGUAGGCUCUGGAGUGCACCGCAGUAGUAUCAGCUUUAAGGUGGAUGACGUUGCAUAUUGGCCAGGCAGACCUGGGUUGGUUCGUUCGGGUUCGUGUCUAGAUUGGUAACGAAAAUUGAGAGCUAUUUGAAGGUAAAACCGUGUCGUAUGUGUCCCACCGAGGGAAGAAAACUAGGAGAAAAAAUGCACCAGAAGAUUCUAUCCAUGUUGAUCAUA
Anopheles coluzzii is the source of this 10107-nucleotide messenger RNA. RefSeq lists its product as uncharacterized. The transcript is spliced from 11 exons. The record is from RefSeq and is a predicted model, not a curated record. Lineage: Eukaryota; Metazoa; Arthropoda; Insecta; Diptera; Culicidae. Gene Ontology annotation, cellular component: spindle. Gene Ontology annotation, biological process: signal transduction; regulation of establishment of bipolar cell polarity; establishment of mitotic spindle orientation. The coding region runs from base 2337 to 7211 and encodes 1624 amino acids. Gene Ontology annotation, molecular function: protein binding.